UUUAACCUACGACUUUAACGUGCAAUCUCAAGUUUCACACGAGACAGUUGUUUUGCGUACGUGUUAACAGCCUUGAAUGACUUAAAUAGUUUCGAAGGGUUCAGAAAGCCAGGAAGUACUGAUCGAAGCCUUUACGAACCCGAAAGUGCGGACAUCUGAGAGAUUCAGUAAAGAAAAAGGAGGAAUUGAAGGAUACGGAUCUCGUUUCAAGAAAAUAGGCGUCGCGAUAUAUCUUAUGUGACCCUUUCACCGAAAUUCUAAAAAUGGGAGUUCCGUCAUCUGCAAGCACGGAAGUCAAUAUACUGAACGAGAUUUAUUAUUUAAAAAGUCAGAUAGAGCAAUAUAAACAAAAAACACAAAUUUUGCAAUCCAAUGAGAAAACUAACUGUUCCAACAGAAAGUUUAAAUUUGUAAAGCCGAAAGUUCAAUCAGAUCUGGUUUGCCAUUCUUCUUUGAAUUCUAAAAUGUUACCUGAGACCUCAACUAAAAAUGUACAUGUAAAUUCUACAUUGCUCACCACAAAUGUUCACGUUAAUCCCAAUUUUAAACCACAAAAAUCAACAGUGCAUAUCAAUCCAAAUAUCCAUGCUAAACCUUUAAUACAUAUUAAUCCAAAAGUGAUGCAUGAUAUUUCCAAUUCAAAUCAAAAACUACAAAAUAAUAUAAGCGUAACAAAUGCAAGUACAACAAAAACAAAUAAUAGUACUGGACAAGCGAAUGUCAAAAGAUCUAUAUAUGUUAAUCCAACAUUAUUGAAAAAAUUAUCUUCCAAGGAAAAGUCGACAAAUUCUAAAGAAUCAGUUGCAGCAGAACGACCUGUUUGUUCAAGAUUGAAGUUUAUAAAAAAUAUCGAUAAUCGAAAGAUUUCUCCAAGAAAGACUAGUAAUUCUAGCAUUAUACUUUUAUCACGUAGAAAACUCGUGAGAGUAUCUACUACGAAAAACACAUCAAAAAUUUCUCCAUUGCACCAACGUAGAUUAUCGAAACAUGCAGAGUUAAAAGAUAAAAAAUUAGGGACAACGCAAAAAUCUAUAAAAAUGAAACCAUUAAUAAGUAACACAUUACAAUCUACAAGCAUGGUACUUAAUUUAUCAAAAUCAAAUAUCGAUAAAUCUAAAGUGACCAAAUAUAAGAUAGACAGAACUGCGUUGCAUGUAUCAAAAGCUAAGGAAAUCGGUCUGUCAGAAACGACGAAAGUUAUUUUGUAUUACAGAAACGACACAAAGAAACUUGUUACUAUUGGUGGUAUUGUUUAUAGAGCUUCCAAAAACAAAUUAAUUCGAAGGAACUCUUUAUUAAAACGGAAACGAUCAAUCAAUGGAAAGAAUGAUAAAUUUGUUAGUUUUAAUAAAAAACAACGAAUGAGCAAAGAAAGUUUAAAUCGCACGUCAGAAGUGGACCUCAGUAGCAAAACAAAAUUUGCUUUUAAUGUAUCUCCAAAAGCAACUUACAAAAAUAGUAUCAGCAACAAAGCAAAGCAACGAAGCAUACGAAUUCUACGAAAUAAAAUGCACAAAAAUAACCAGCCUUGCUUAAUUUAUCAACGAUUUGGAUCUUGUCCAAAUUAUGAAAAUGGAACGUGUCCUAAACGACAUGAUAAAAAUCAGGUGUCGCUCUGCAAAAAUUUUCUGCAAGGGAAGUGUUUCUUAAACAAAUGCUCUUUAUCUCACGAUGUUGGACCUGAAAAAAUGCCUACAUGCAAGUACUUCCUCGAUGGCUGCUGCACAAGAGAUGCCUGUCCUUAUCUUCAUGUUAAAGUGUCUUCUAACACUUCAAUCUGUAUAGAUUUUCUACAAGGAUAUUGUGCUAAAGGAAAUAAGUGUCAACGACGUCACGAGUAUCUUUGUCCUGAAUUUAACAAGUCGGGGAAUUGCAGCAAAGGUGAGUGUUGUCCUUAUCCUCAUAAAUCGCAUUCCUUUAAUUCCGAAAAAAACACUAAGUACUUGAAUAAAACGCAUGAUACGCAAAAAUAUCAUGCCACACUUGCCACAGAUGGUAAUUCUGAGAAUUCAAAUUCAGAAGGCCGAUUAAGAUAUUAUGAAUUAACUAGUUUAUCUGAAGAACUAAAGAAAAAGAAAGAAAUUCAAAUUGAAGAUUCUAUAAAGCAAAUUAAAACUAAUGAAAUUAAAGAAAACGAAUCUUCAUUCAAAGAAGAUAAACGUGAAUUAGGGAUAACGGUUUAUGAUCAUAAUGUAAAAAAGAAAAUUUCUAUUGGCGGUUAUAUCCCUAUUGAUCAUCUUUAAUUAACAUUUAUAUAUACAUUAUUUUUUAGUAAAUAAUUUUUGAAGUUAAUUUAAGAAUC
Messenger RNA from Trachymyrmex cornetzi, 2302 nucleotides. It is a transcript of the gene ZC3H3, whose product is annotated as zinc finger CCCH domain-containing protein 3. Bases 264 to 2243 code for a protein of 659 amino acids. The record is from RefSeq and is a predicted model, not a curated record. Gene Ontology annotation, molecular function: metal ion binding. The transcript is spliced from 7 exons. Lineage: Eukaryota; Metazoa; Arthropoda; Insecta; Hymenoptera; Formicidae. Gene Ontology annotation, cellular component: nucleus.